AACAUCUUCUGUCUCGCAGCUUCGGAAGACCAUGAGAGUGCCGUGGACGACAGGGACAGCGAUUACCGCAGCGAGACCAGUGCCAGCCUCCCUCCUGCAUACUGCACCACCUCUCAGCCCAAUGCUUCAGCACAUCAGUUCCGCGUGGCUUCUCGUUUGCAGCAGCAAGGUGUCUGUGUGGAGCCUCUCCGUGGCUACGCCUUGGAUGACCACGAAAGAACGGCUAUUAGAAGAUACGACAGCAUAGACUCAACUGGGAGUGGCCGGACUGACCUGGAAUCCGGAUCGCGUUCUAGCCAAGUGACCAGUCGCCAGUUGUCGCUAGACAGCCGGCACUCCUUAGAGUUGUCGGAUAGUCCCGCCAGCAGUAGUAAGUUUGGCUCCUCCUGCAACGUCAGCCCAGGAAGCUCUCAGCUGAGUGAGUUGGACCAGGAGCGGGGCAGCCCCCCCGGCUCUGAGCAAGAGGAUGAGCUCCCAGAAGGGGUGUCUGUGGCUCUGCCCCCACGGGACUUCCAGGGACCGUUGAGCCAGCUGCCUGAGUCCCAGGGAGUACACCAGGAAGGAGAAGAGGAAGCCAAGGAACACGGCCACCCUCGGCUCCUGGAGGAGGGGGACAACACCACCCAAGUUGCUCCAGAACCCCCAGGGAGUGGCCUUGAUGGAAAAGAGUCUCCACUGUUCGCGCCUGCAAGAGCCCGUUGGAUCCGAGCUAUCAAUAAAGUGAGGCUUCAGUUCCGGGAGGAUCAGGAUGAUGGAGAUCCCUCAAAGUCACCGUGGUUCAAAGAAGGGCCAGCGGGUGGCCUUUAUGGCAUCGACAGCAUGCCUGAUCUGCGCCAGAAGAAGCCCCUUCCACUCGUCAGUGAUUUGUCACUGGUGCAGUCACGGAAGGCAGGCAUUACCUCAGCAAUGGCGACCCGAACGUCCCUCAAGGAUGAAGAGCUGAAAUCACACGUGUAUAAGAAGACCCUCCAAGCCUUAAUCUACCCUAUCUCCUGCACCACUCCCCAUAAGUUUGAGGUGUGGACCGCCACAACCCCCACCUACUGCUACGAGUGCGAGGGGCUCCUGUGGGGCAUUGCACGCCAAGGGAUGCGCUGCACGGAAUGUGGGGUCAAGUGCCAUGAAAAGUGCCAAGACCUGCUCAAUGCGGACUGCCUGCAGAGAGCAGCAGAGAAGAGUUCCAAGCACGGGGCUGAGGAUCGUACCCAGAACAUCAUCAUGGCCAUGAAGGACCGCAUGAAGAUCCGAGAGCGGAACAAGCCAGAGAUCUUCGACCUUAUCCGAGAUGUCUUCAGUGAGAGCAAGAUGGCCCAUGCGCAGCAAAUUAAAAUGGUAAAGCAGAGUGUUCUGGAUGGGACCUCCAAGUGGUCGGCCAAAAUCACCAUCACAGUGGUUUGCGCCCAAGGCCUACAAGCCAAAGACAAGACCGGCUCUAGUGAUCCGUACGUGACGGUCCAAGUGGGCAAAACAAAGAGGAGGACCAAAACCAUUUUUGGGAAUCUGAACCCCAUCUGGGAAGAGAAAUUCCAUUUCGAGUGCCACAACUCCUCGGAUAGAAUCAAAGUGCGGGUCUGGGACGAAGACGACGACAUCAAGUCCCGAGUCAAGCAGCGGCUGAAGCGGGAGUCUGACGACUUUUUGGGGCAGACCAUCAUUGAAGUCCGGACGCUGAGCGGAGAGAUGGAUGUUUGGUACAACCUUGAAAAAAGGACAGACAAAUCUGCAGUGUCGGGUGCCAUUCGACUACAGAUCAGUGUGGAGAUCAAAGGGGAAGAGAAGGUGGCUCCUUAUCACGUCCAGUACACCUGCCUUCAUGAGAACCUCUUCCACCACCUCACAGAUGUCCAAGGAAAUGGGGUGGUGAAGAUCCCUGAUGCCAAAGGAGAUGAUGCCUGGAAGGUUUACUUUGAGGAGACAGGCCAGGAGAUAGUGGACGAAUUUGCCAUGCGCUACGGAAUUGAGUCCAUUUACCAAGCCAUGACGCAUUUUGCGUGUCUUUCGUCCAAAUAUAUGUGUCCCGGAGUGCCAGCCGUUAUGAGCACCUUGCUGGCAAACAUCAAUGCUUACUAUGCACACACCACAGCCUCCACCCAUGUCUCCGCCUCCGAUCGGUUCUCUGCCUCAAACUUUGGGAAAGAAAGAUUUGUGAAGCUCCUGGACCAGCUGCACAAUUCUCUCCGAAUUGACCUGUCGAUGUACAGGAACAACUUCCCCGCCAGCAGCCGUGAGCGCCUGCAGGACCUCAAGUCUACCGUGGACCUGCUGACCAGCAUAACUUUUUUCCGAAUGAAGGUCCAGGAGCUGCAGAGCCCCCCUCGUGCCAGCCAGGUGGUCAAGGGCUGCGUCAAGGCCUGUCUCAACUCAACCUAUGAGUACAUCUUCAACAACUGCCACGAGCUGUACAGCCGGGAAUAUCAGGCAGACCCUAACAAAGCCCAGGACGUGCCUCCGGAGGAGCAGGGCCCCAGCAUCAGGAACCUGGACUUCUGGCCCAAACUCAUCACCUUAAUCGUCUCCAUCGUGGAAGAAGACAAAAACUCAUAUGCCCCCGCCCUCAACCAGUUUCCACAAGAACUUGCGGUUGGAAAGAUAAGCGCUGAAGUCAUGUGGAAUCUCUUCGCGCAGGAUAUGAAAUACGCCAUGGAAGAGCAUGAGAAACACCGGCUGUGCAGGAGCGCAGACUACAUGAAUCUGCACUUCAAAGUGAAGUGGCUUUACAAUGAGUACUGCAGCCUGCCAGCCUUCCAAGGGAUUGUGCCCGAGUACCCAGCGUGGUUUGAGCCAUUUGUGAUGCAGUGGCUGGACGAGAACGAAGACGUCUCCCUGGAAUUCUUGCACGGAGCUCUGGAGCGAGACAAGAAGGACGGGUUUCAGCAAACAUCUGAGCACGCCCUCUUCUCCUGCUCGGUGGUUGAUAUCUUCACCCAGCUGAAUCAGAGUUUUGAAAUCAUCAAGAAGCUGGAAUGCCCUGAUCCCGCCAUUGUUGCUCGCUACAUGCGACGUUUUGCCAAGACCAUCGGGAAGGUGCUGGUGCAGUAUGCAGACAUUGUUUCCAGGAGCUUCCAGACCUACUGCUCCAAGGAGAAGGUGCCCUGUGUCCUGAUGAACAACAUUCAGCAGCUGAGGGUGCAGCUGGAGAAGAUGUUUGAGGCCAUGGGGGCCAAAGAGCUGGAUCCCGAGGCCAGCGACUCCCUGAAGGAGCUGCAGGUGAAGCUGAACAACGUGCUGGAUGAGCUCAGCGCCACGUUCGGGAACAGUUUCCAGGCACGCAUUGAGGAGUGCGUGAAGCAGAUGUCGGAGGUCCUGUGCCAGGUGAAAGGGGCUGGAAAUGCCCCCCCCAACGCCGUGGCCCAAGACGCAGAUAAUGUCCUGAGGCCCCUGAUGGACUUCCUGGAUGGAAACUUGACACUCUUUGCAAACGUCUGUGAGAAGACGGUGCUGAAGCGGGUGCUGAAGGAUCUUUGGAGGGUUGUGAUGAACACCCUGGAGAAGCUGAUUGUGCUGCCCCCCUCCACGGAUCACACGGGGACCCAGCUGAUUUUCAGUGCUGCUAAAGAACUGGGCCAUUUAUCCAAGCUGAAGGAUCACAUGGUCCGAGAGGAAACACGGAGCCUCACCCCCAAGCAGUGUGCCGUGCUGGAGCUGGCUCUAGACACAAUUAAACAAUACUUCCAUGCUGGAGGAAACGGCCUGAAGAAGACCUUUCUGGAGAAGAGCCCAGAGCUGCAGUCGCUGCGCUACGCCCUCUCGCUCUACACCCAGACCACCGACACCCUCAUCAAGACCUUUGUCCAGACCCAGACGGCACAAGGCUCGGGAGCAGAGGAUCCUGUGGGUGAAGUGUCCAUCCAGGUGGACCUGUACACUCACCCAGGCAGCGGGGAGCACAAGAUCACAGUGAAAGUCGUGGCUGCCAAUGAUCUGAAGUGGCAAACCACUGGCAUGUUUCGCCCCUUUGUGGAGGUCACCAUGAUUGGGCCACACCAAAGUGACAAGAAACGGAGAUUUGCCACCAAAUCCAAGAGCAACAACUGGGCUCCGAAGUACAAUGAAACAUUUCACUUCAUCCUGGGCAACGAGGACGGGCCAGAUGCCUACGAGCUGCAGGUCUGCCUGAAGGACUACUGCUUUGCCCGCGAGGACCGGGUCCUGGGCAUUGCUGUGAUGCAACUCAGGGACGUUGCAGAGAAGGGGAGCUGUGCUUGCUGGUGCCCCCUGGGGCGAAGGGUCCACAUGGACGAAACGGGGCUUACCAUUCUGAGGAUUCUCUCGCAAAGAACCAACGAUGAAGUGGCCAAGGAAUUUGUCAAGCUGAAGUCAGAGUCCCGCUCCCCGGAAGAAGGGAGAUGAUCCCAUCUCACACUUCUUGGACGAGACACGCGGAGGAGCGCCCCCUCCCCCUUGGGAUCCCAGGAGGAGUUUUCUUGCUAGGGGGAGUCUUUGGGGCGGACCAGGCCUGCUCGCCCAAGGAUUCCUCCAGUGGGCCUUCUGGGUUCAGCAGGCGUGCCCAAGGAGCCAGAGCAAAGUGCCCCUGCCAGGGAGGGGCAGGCAACCGAAUCCUAGGCUGCGGGAGGAAGAGCCAGCCGCAUGUUUCAGGCUGGCAGGGUGCCCCCUCCCUCCACUCAGGCCAGCCCUUGCGAGCCCAAGCAGAGGGCGGCUGCAGCAGCUCCAGCCCGGCCGAGCUUCAACCAGGGCAGUGCAGGAACCCUCGAGUAGAAGUCUGGAAACGGAGCUUGCCUGGAGAGGCUUCUCUGUCGCCAGUGGAAGAAGCCCCGUUCUGGCCCUGCCUGUGCAAUGGGGCCCCUUGUUCUUUCCAGAGAGCUGCUUCGCCCCGGGGUGCAAGGAGGGAGGAGCUUUGCCUGGUGCAAGCAGCCCCUCGAGAAGAGCCCCGCUGCUGGCUCCAGUCCUCUGCGCGCGGGUGAGGAGGGGUCUGGAUUUCUAUUUUCCUUCUGACAUUGUACAGCUUUCUGGUAUGAACCUGGUCUUUCUCAGAACGCUUUUAGAUGCUGCUUAGCUGUUGUGGACGAGUGUAAUACAAAAACGCUGUUGCCAAUUUUUAAUCCCAUUGAAUGUGCCACUGUUGCAGGGAGUGGUCAGUGUAGCCUUUAAUAAAGGAACGUUAGCAGCAUUCACUGCCUGCUGCCUUUUCAGGGCUGGCCCACCUGCCGCAGGCGAGCGUGUGGGACGCCGCGUUCAUUGGAGGGGUUUCUGAAAUCGUCCCAAAGCCUUUUGGCCCGGAAGCUGCAGAGAGACUGUGCGUGUGGGGAUGGGGGGAUGUAUUUCAGUUUGCACACGCUGAAGACCGCUGCUGUGUUUCUUGUCCACCAGUCUGUGGGCCAGAACGCACCGUCCACAUGCUGAGCGCAGCAUCUUCAGCACAAAGCUGAAGGCCUCGGAGGUCCGAUUGGCCCAGGUCCUGAUCCCAGGCACUCCUGGCCCCCCAUCUGGAAGCGGGCCUCGUGCCAGAGCUAAUGCGGGGUGCCAGUGAGCCAGGAAGCAGCUGUGGGCUUGAGUGAGUCCAGUUCCCGGAUGGUCUGGAAGCGUUGGGGAUUUUGCCCUCCUGGGGCCACCUCUUUGAAGUAGGUGGUGAAGGUACAAAUCCAGGAAUCAGCUGGCAGUUUCUGACCCACCCCACGAAUACGGGCCGGGCCACGCUUUGCGUUAAAUCGGAGCGCAGUGAGAGCAGAAGACCAGCCCAGAUGGUGCCGGAUGAACUGCCUGGGUUGUGUGGGGCUCCGGGAGAAACCAAGGGAGCCAGGCACCCCGCUCUGGGUGUCUUUGUGGCCCCUGAAGGGUUUGUGGGUCAAACCUGGACACAAAUGAGGGUUGGUUGGUUUGUUUGUUUGAAACAUUCCAACCCAGCAAUACAAACAAUAUAUACUACUAUUAAAAACAAACAAAAAACCAAAACAGAAAAACCUGGUACCACAGCCCAUCCCAUUCUCAUCCUGCUCUGAACUCACCCUGUCCUGGCACCUGGAGGUUGCCACUAAGGAGCUCUAUUGCUCAAAGUGUGCCAGAGUCUGUUGGCAUCAGUGCCCCCACCCAGCAAGGUUAAUUUAAUAACAUUCUUCCCCAAAUCAGGCUGCAUUUGGGAUGUGAGAAGGCUGACUCUUCACACAGAGCAUCUUGGCCACCUCUGUUCUUCAUGCCACUGGCACCUGAUGUGAAGGGAGCGGUGCUUUUAUGUGGGCAGUGCCAGGAACAGUGCCAGGCACAGGAAAUUGCAUCUGAUUACUCCCUCUGCCCAGGUGCCACUCAGAUGGACUGCUGGCCUCAUCACAGUUUUCCUGCAUUUGAUGGAGACAGUGUGGCUCUAAUGGGCUCAUAUGUGCCACGUUCCUUCAGAGCUGAAUGCACGUCUGUGUUUCAAGAGAAGGGUGACUUUGGAAGGAAAUCUGGAAAACACGCAGUACUACAAGAGGAAAGGCCUAUCUUAAGCCACUGGCCAACUGGGUUAUUUAAUGGACUCUUCAGUGCCACCAUCUUCAUCUCCUGGGCCAGGUCAUGGGUCGACCGUCCCUCCUCCAGCCCCUGAUCUGUGGGGGUAGUUUCACAGCCUCUUUGGUCCUUCUUAGGUUCCAACACUUGCUCUGCAAACAGAGGUGGGAGUUUUCCCCGGCACAAUUCAAGCUCCUUCUGCAAAGCAGGAAGCAGGGGAUGCCAGGGAAGGAGAGGUGUGGGCCCACAGGCCGUUUUGUUUGAUGAAGUCACAGAGGGGCACAGCAGGUCGCUCUGAAACGUGGUUAGCCAUCUUGGCCUUUUUCAGGUUACUUCCCGACUGCAGAGACCUUCCCCCUUUCUUUCCAGACCAAGGAGACAUAGUGUUGCUUUUUUCUUUUUUAAAAAGAUAACUGUACCCCACCUGUGAACAUUGUGGACACACAAACAGUGGCUUCCAGAAAUUAUACAGCACUUAAAAAAGAAGAAACAGUGCCUAAACCCAAAGGUGCAGUGUUGAUGUGAUUAGCUUCUCUGGGGAGGGGAUGUUGCUACAGAGAGGCCCCCUUUGUCCACCCCAAUGAACGUGGAGCAUGGGGAGAGGGGUUUCCACCGCCCAGUUGAUUCAUCUCUAGGCAGGUGUUCUGGCCAAUCCAUCAAAGCCAAAUGAAAUCUCACCCAGUGACUCCGGUGCCUGCAAAGGGGGCUUUCUUGGGGUUCAGCCUUGGUGUGCUCAUGCAAGCAGCCUGGGUUUAGUGCCUCCGGGGGGGACUCUGAUUUUGCUGGAGCUCCUACCCAGGAAAAGCUGGGAGCCCCGUUUGGAUGGGUGGGUGGAAACUUUUCUCCACUCCUUCCCUCAUCCGUUCCAGUUAUAGGAGGCCAGCCGUUCCUCCAGGCCAGCAAAUGGCAGCAAGACCUCAAGGCAGGGCCGCUCGGAGAAUGCCAAGGUGUCCUCGCUUCCACAGGUUCCUCCUCCUCCCAGGAGACGCCCAUCCUUUGGCCUCCACAGUUAACUCAAGAUCACAGCCAGGUCAGCUUAGGAAGAAUGACCAGGACUGUGCCAUGGUCUCCAUGACGAAGGUAGAACCAAACCAUUAUGUCUGGGGAUCGGAGAAAUCCUGGUGCCCCAGCGGGGAGAAGUCUCAAGAGUCAGCUGGCAUUUUGCACUCCUACGAUCCUGCAUUUGGUCUCUGUUGGGCAGCUGAGCCAGGAUUUUUUUCCAGUUUGGCAGCCAUGAUCUGGAGAUAGUUUGAGGCAGACAACUUUCUGAGGAUGGGUACAUCUUGAAGGAGAUAAAUUAGCAAAAUACAUUUACUAAAAAUGUAAGGUGCCCCCUCCACUGACUUUAUGGAGGGGAAUUUUAUGGGAAUUAAGCCACAUCCCUUUGCAAAUCCGGAUCUACUUCCAGAUCACUAUGUCUCUCAAAGAGAUGAGAAUUCCACUAGCACUUGGUAAAGCAGCCAUGGAGGCCUUGGAAAACACACACAAAUGCUGUGAUGUGUCUCUACCUACAAA
Messenger RNA from Python bivittatus (Burmese python), 7956 nucleotides. The record is from RefSeq and is a predicted model, not a curated record. Lineage: Eukaryota; Metazoa; Chordata; Lepidosauria; Squamata; Pythonidae.